GCGACAACCGCAGUUCCAUAGUCUCGCGAUAUCUCCGUGAUUGGUUGUACUUCUCAUAUCACGUGAUGUGGGAACAAGACUCACUGCGGCUUCAUUUCGGCGGACGUUUCAUACGAAGCAUGGAAAUGAUGAAGAUAGAGAAAGUCAUUGUUGGGAAGGAGAGGAGACCCACCACAGAGGAGAUCAAGUCUGAGCCCGUGGUCGCCCCUCUACAAUCCUAUCAGCACGAGAGUCUGCAGUGUUUCCAGUGCUUCAUCACUUUCUGUAACUCCAAAGCCAAGGAGAGGCACAUGAGGAAGAGUCAUCGGGACCAGUACAAACAGCACCUGCAGCAGACUGAUACGGUCUUCACUUGCUACAAGUGUGACAAGAGCUUCUCCUACUCGGAGGAGCUUAGCCAGCACCAGGCCAGCCACAGCACAGAGGAGAAGCCCUUCCUCUGUGCUUACUGCCAGAAAAACUUCUUCACCUUUACUGAGCUGAACAAACACCGGCGACACGAGUGCAUAGAACGACGGUGUCCCUGCAGGGAUUGUGGCGCACUGUUCCCCAGCCCUUCACGCCUUCGCAACCAUCGUUUGGCUGUGCACCCACAGAACUCCGUGGUUGCUGAUGACAUCAACACCUACCAAUGUUGCAAAUGUAGUUCCAGUUUCAAGACCGAAGAAGAGCUUCUGGAGCACCAGGAGAAAUUUGCCAGUGAUAUAAACUGUGGCGUUAAGCCGCAAGGCAAGAAACGUGGCCGUAAACCUAAGAGUGCAGCUCAAGGGGGGAUGGUAGAGAGCAAGAAGAUCAAAGAAGAAGAGGAAGUAGGGUACGAUGACUCUACAACAGAGGGCUGUCCGUCCAAUGACCUGGAACCAGAACUCAACAUCCCUUGUUCUGAAGCAAACUGUGACCUCAUAUUCCCCUCUCUUACAACCCUGCGGUCACACAAAAGGGAGGUACAUGGGUCUACGCUUGGCAACGCUCACGCAUGCACAGAGUGUGAUGAGAGCUACGCUCAGCCUGAGCAGCUCAAAGCACACAUAGCCAGUGAGCACCUCUCUGGAUACACCUGCCCCAUCUGUGAAAAGAGCUUUGCACAAGAGAGCGCCCUGAAGAUCCACCAGAGCACCCACACUGGAGAAGAGGUGGCAGUAGAAAAAAGAUAAUAUAUGGGGAAAAGACUAACUUCCUCCUACAUCAUUCACAUAAAUUAUUAUCUGAGUGUUUAGUGCCAUAAUCUGUCUAGUGUAGGUAGGAGACCUUUAUGUGACUAAUGGGGUGAGAGGUUUUAAAGAAAUGUUAUGCAACACAUAUGACUUCUAAGUGGUUUUUGGAGUGACUUUUUCAAUUGCUUUUAGGAAGAUGUCCUAUACUUGAAAAUAAAACUGUACAGAUCUAUACAUAAUUGUGAUUAAUGUCCACCGUAAGCUCAUGAUACACGGCUCUUGCUGUCCACAUUACCUCUGUUGUAUCUAGAAUGUAUUUUUUAUUCAUGAAGACUUUGUUUUAUAUUUUCAGGAUGUACACAUAAGGGUGUCAAUUACACAGGAAAUGUUAGUCCUAAACAUCAUAGAAUCUGAAUAAUGGCCAGUGCAAAGAAUUCAUGAAUGUGAUCUGCAGGUUUAAUUUUUUCUUUCAAAAGGAAAUAAUUCUUGCAUUAAACAAUACUUAU
This is a messenger RNA of Gasterosteus aculeatus aculeatus (three-spined stickleback), 1660 nucleotides long. RefSeq lists its product as uncharacterized. Gene Ontology annotation, molecular function: RNA polymerase II cis-regulatory region sequence-specific DNA binding; DNA-binding transcription factor activity, RNA polymerase II-specific. The record is from RefSeq and is a predicted model, not a curated record. NCBI's taxonomy places the organism in Eukaryota, Metazoa, Chordata, Actinopteri, Perciformes, Gasterosteidae.